GUCCGUUUUACUAUAACAACGUCGCCGUGCGGUACCGUCCCUGACGCCGCUGCAGAGCAGGUUACAAGCAUUUCGCUCCACAGCGUCUGCAACAAAAUGCUGCCGAUAUCGCAGUCCUGCACCCAUGAGGGUCACGCAAGGAAUACUCACGGCGCGAAUAAUGGGGCCCCUUCAGCACGUUGAGCCUGCUGUUGUUUUCUCUACAAAUCCUGACGCUCUCAGACCGCACGGUGCGUCGGUGCGUCCUGAUCGUGUUCCCUUACACGAUCGCGUACGCAAACAUUUACCCCAGACUCCGAUAUAUAUAAUUGCUUAGCCCCUGCAGCACCACUCCGCCGUACUGCGCUUCCCCCUUCGAACAGCCUCCUCCGCCGCACAAGUGAAGCAUGGUCAUGCAGGGUUUGAAUUAUAUGUAGGCGGCCAUGGCAUGGGUAACUAGUACCUUCAAGUUCCCGCCUCCAUCUCGCAUCCUAAGCUCAUCUCGGAUCACGCUCGAUCUCGC
Stereum hirsutum FP-91666 SS1 is the source of this 502-nucleotide messenger RNA. RefSeq lists its product as uncharacterized. The record is from RefSeq and is a predicted model, not a curated record. Bases 125 to 316 code for a protein of 63 amino acids. Lineage: Eukaryota; Fungi; Basidiomycota; Agaricomycetes; Russulales; Stereaceae. The transcript has a single exon.